UGAAAGUAGUUCAUCGUUACAGCACUUUAUUUACCCAGAAAUCUUCGCGCUUCAGAAUUUGCCGUCGAUCAAGUGCGCAGACGCCGAGGAUUCGCAGAGUGCGCAUGCGCUCAGUGGACAAAGGGUUGCCGAGGAUCCGCAGCAGGUUAGAAACAGCAAAGAAUUUGCAGGAAUCUCAAAACACAACACAUAAAUUAUACAGUGUGUCAGUUCACCAACAGUUGAAUACCACUGAUCCUUGAAUGUGGAGGAGGAGGUGUUUCAGAAGAGAACACACCAGUCAUAGCAAGGGGAACCCAACUACGUGGUUAGUAUAGUGAUGAGAUUUGGAUGUAGCCUCCUGGAGAUAAACCUUGUAUACUUGAACUUGUCUUCAAGUUAUUGAAGGAGUGUCCAAAUGUUUCCUUUACUUACCAAUAUAUCCAUUAUAGAUCCUUGGAGAUGAAGAACUAUGUCAUCCUAGUUGGAAAUGCACUUUGUUCCUGACAUAAAGUUUUCUGUUCUAACAGUGAAAUCAACUGGAACCAGGGUGCUGAUAACACAGCAGCAUUUGUUCACUACGGAUCAGCUCUUCAACUGUAUUGACUCUGUCAGAGGUUCACUUGACUUGAUGAAAUGCCAGAGAAUCGAUAGCAAGGAGAUAGCAUUCUCUUUCUCACCGUGGGGAGAGAGGCCGUACAUCUACUGUGUGGGAGGGGAUCUACUCAGUUAUCCAGCCUGAAGAUACAUCGUUGUGUCUGUGGGAAAUGACUAAUUCUAUCAUUCAAGCUAAAGAAACAUAAGAAAUUUGACUCCAGGGAGAGGCCAUUCACCUGUUCAGUGUGUGGGAAAAGAUUCACUCAGUCAUUUGAACUGCUGACACAUGAGCAAGUUUGCACUGGGGAGAGACCAUGUCAGUUCACAAUGGGGAGAGGCCAUUCACCUACUCAGGCUGUGGGAGGGGAUUCACUCAGUCAUCUGACCUACUGGCACAUCAGAGUGUUCACACAGGAGAGAGGCCAUUCAGCUGUUCAAACAUUGGAAAGGGAUUCACUCAGUCAUCUCAACUGAAGGAACAUCAGCAAGUCCACACUACGGUGAGGCCAUUCACCUGCUCUGAAUGUGGGAAGAGAUUCACUCAGUCAUCUGAUCUGCUGACACAUGAGCGAGUUCACACUGGAGAGAGACCAUUCACCUGCUCAGACUGUGGAAAACGAUUCACUCGGUCAUUCCACCUGCAGACACACCAACGAGUUCACACUGGGGAGAGACCAUUCACCUGCUCAGACUGCGGCAAGGGAUUCACUCAGUCAUCUCAACUGAAGGUACAUCAGCGAAUUCACACAGGGGAGAGGCCAUUCAUCUGCUCUGAAUGUGGGAAGGGAUUCACUCGGUCAUCUCACCUACUGGCACACCAGUCAAUUCACACUGGGGAGAUGCCAUUCAUCUGCUCAGAUUGUGGGAAAGGAUUUCCUCGAUCAUUUCAACUGAAGGUACAUCAGCGAGUUCACACUGGAGAGAAGCCUUUCAUCUGUUCAGACUGUGGGAAGGGAUUCACUCAGUCAUCUCAACUGAAAGUACAUCAGCGAGUUCACACAGGGGAGAGGCCAUUCAUCUGCUCUGAAUGUGGGAAGGGAUUCACUCGGUCAUCUCACCUGCAGACACAUCAGCGAGUUCACAAAGAGGAGAGGCCAUUCAUCUGUUCAGACUGUGGGAAGGGAUUCACUUGGUCAUCUAACCCGAUAGAACAGCCAUUAGUUCACAGCGGGGAGAGGCCAUUCACCUGCUCAGACUGUGGAAAGGCAUUCACUCAGUCAUCCCACCUACAGAGACACCAGUGAGUUCACACUGAGAGCGACCACUCAUUUGUUCAGACUGUGGGAAGAGAUUCAUGCAAUCCAUUUCCUUGCUCAGACUGAGGAAAGGGAUUCACUCGGUCAUCUCAACUUAAAUUACUUCAGUGAGUUAACACUGGAGAGAGAGAUUCACUUGGUCAUCUCAACUUGUGACACAGUACUGAGUUCACAGUGGGGGAAGAGUUUAAAUAAGUUUUAUGCUGGAUAUUUAACCUUCACAGUUGCUGUAUCCACAGGCAAGUUCAAAAAUGACUUGGAGAUAGACUGCAUUAUUGCUGCUGCUCAUCAAACCCAGUUCUGCACUCUGAUCACUGGUACUGUUUCUUCUGCUAAUGUUCACCUUUAAUGCAACUGGAGUUUAAUAAUCUGGGUCUGUAACAAAUAAAUUCUAGUUUAAA
This is a messenger RNA of Hypanus sabinus (Atlantic stingray), 2233 nucleotides long. Its product is annotated as zinc finger protein 239-like. The coding region runs from base 891 to 1820 and encodes 309 amino acids. The transcript is spliced from 2 exons. Lineage: Eukaryota; Metazoa; Chordata; Chondrichthyes; Myliobatiformes; Dasyatidae. The record is from RefSeq and is a predicted model, not a curated record.